This is a messenger RNA of Dalotia coriaria, 5206 nucleotides long. RefSeq names its product netrin receptor DCC-like. The transcript is spliced from 13 exons. The record is from RefSeq and is a predicted model, not a curated record. Gene Ontology annotation, biological process: cell-cell adhesion. Lineage: Eukaryota; Metazoa; Arthropoda; Insecta; Coleoptera; Staphylinidae. Bases 495 to 3677 code for a protein of 1060 amino acids. Gene Ontology annotation, cellular component: plasma membrane. Gene Ontology annotation, molecular function: protein binding.
CAUUGUACGCCGUGCCGACCGUGCUCAAUGCUCAACAAACAUUGCGUUGUGUGUGAACCAGCGUGAACCAACGUAAACGAAGCGCUGAGCUAGAACGUGUGUGUAAAGUGUGUGCAUCGCCGCUUUCCACUGCGAAUUUCGGCGCAACGCAAUUAGAAGACGCAAUAGACAAGACACGUAGCUGAAGAAGUCGAGCUGCGCGCAUCUGUGUAUCUAAAAACAACGAUCGCCAACAAAACAAGUGAAUCGCAUUUCGCUCUCGAACUUUACCAUCAUCUCUACCUUGUGCGUUGUCAUAAUACAACCUACAACACACUCUGGGAUUGACGACCGACCGACCAGGAAAUUUCGUGUGCGCUGCGAACCUGCGCCCGUGGCCAAUUAACUAAUAACCAACACCGGUUGAAAAAAACUAAACUUAACUAAACAUACACAAAUUUGUGUAGAAUUUUGUCGGUACAAACAGUGUGCAGUGUCCAAAUGAUUGCGCAUUUAUGGCGAUACAACAAACACUUCAAUUCGGCGUUGUGCUUGCAAUAGCCGUGCAGCUUGGAAUCGUUGCGACUGCAGCAGCCAGCACCGAACUCGGUGGUUCGUAUGUCGCACACGAUGCCGAAGAAUAUUUUGUGGUUCGUGGGCACACAGCACGAUUAGAAUGCGAUUUGGAGACAUUUUGGACGCGCGCCUCGCUUUCCUCUCCGACAGGGACAGUCCAAGCUCGAUGGCUGCUCAAAGGCGCGCCUCUAAGCAGGGACGACGGCCGCUGGAAGCUCUACAAGAAUGGUACGCUCGUCUUGCUCAAACUAGGGAAAAGACUGAACGCCACCAACGCCGAAGGGGUUUAUCAAUGCCUCGCCGAACAUCAGCGCUACGGCGCUGUUUUGAUCAAAACUGUCAAUCUUAAAAUAGCAUAUUUAAAAGAAUUUCGUCACCAACCUGAUGACAUGCAGGCGCUCGAAGGGCAACCGAUUAUUGUACCGUGUAGUAUUAAUUCACUUCCGAAAGCUGCCGUUCAAUGGGAGCGCGAUGGAGUUCCGCUACCUCAAAACAAAAGAUAUGUUCCUCUACCUACGGGCUCACUACUCAUAACAAAUGUACAUUCCACGGACGUUGGUUCUUACAGGUGCAAAGUAGUUAAUACUAUACUUAAAAAGAACAAAAAGUCUCAAGCCGGUUACCUUUCGGUCGCAAGCAACCUUCCAGGCGCACCAGCAACGGGGAUAAUACCCCUCGACGAGCAACCCAAUAUCACUAGCGUUGUUGGUGACGAUGUCACAUUGUAUUGUAUCACUAAUGGAACGCGCCAACCACAUAUUCAUUGGUUUAAUGGCAAGGACAUUAUGGUAUCAAACAACAGUAUUUUUACUAUACAUAACAUCACCCGCCAACAGGGUGGUAGCUACACCUGCUUAGUUUCCGCGCCUGAGGGCAGCUUAAAAAAGAUAUACCACAUUAAUGUUCAUCAGGCACCAGUGUUCAACAGUACACCAUCUUCCGGCAUUUAUGUGUUGGCAAAAAAUAUCCGUUUGAAUUGUACAGCAUCAGGAGUGCCCGCCCCCAAAAUUAAAUGGUUCAAAAACGGACGCGCAUUUGAAGUUGAAUCACACAUUCGGACAAGACAAUUCGACUGGGGGUUACUGAUCAGUUCGCCAACGGCCUCCGACAGUGGUGUUUACCAGUGUUUAGCUGAAAAUCAGGUUGGGAGUGCAUGGACUGGCGCUUCUGUAAGAUUAAACUCGUCUAGCAAUACUCCUCGCAAACCAUGGGAUAUUAAUUGUUUACCGUAUGAAGCUGAAAGCAUGUGUCUUCGAUGGACAGCAGAGCCUAAUGUGGUGGCAUAUACUGUCAUAGCUCACAAAACAGAACCUGGGGUUGCAUCUGAACCUCUUCGAGACUUCGUUGGGAAUGAAAGUUUUAAGUUGGUCGAACAUUUGCAUCCAAACACCCAGUAUACUUUCCUGAUCCGAACUUACCUGAGACAGGCGAGUGACGAGUUUGCAAACGUGACUUGCAACACCGGUGUGCGAGGGAUGCGAAACUUGGCUGUUAAAUUAAACACUGCCAGUUCUGUUACGUUACACUGGGAGGCUAUGAGCAGUGAUUUCAAUCCCUGCAAUGAAACUACACACUACUAUCAGGUUCAAUGGAGGAAAAUUACGUCGGAUGGUGUUAACUCUAUGGAUGUUACAGGUUUUCAUGUGGAUAUAAUAGGAUUAAUCUCUGGAGAAAAAUACGAAUUUCGUGUGAGAUCAAUAAAUUCCACUCGGGCAUUCGACGUCGUAAAAUACUCAAUGCCCGAUCAGAACGAGUUGGUUGCAAAACCAGGUGAGGGCAACCAUCUUAAUAGCGUCUACAAUGAAACAUCUGACGGGACUCCGACUCCACCGCUUCAGAUCAACGCGAAUGUGCUCACUGCAAACAGUAUUAAUAUUUCCUGGACAGACAUGAACCCGUUGAAAACAUCGUAUACUUUGUGCUACGUUCAACAGGACGUUCGCAGCAAUUGCGAAGUCAAUGGCAAAAUCAUCGAAGAUUUUGAUUCGACUGGCAAGACUGUACUAUUGGAUAAUUUACGCCCGAGAACUAACUACGAGGUGAGACUGCAGGCGCAUUUGGGCGAACAAUCGAGUUUAUUUUCGCACUCAUUUUUUAUAUCAACUCCGUCCGAUGUACCAAGCGAAGUACAGGGGCUCGAAUAUAAAGUAUUAACACGCACGUCAGCAUGCGUCAAGUGGGCACCUCCAUCGCAUUCAAAUGGCAGAAUCAUAAAAUAUUCUGUCCGACAUUCGAUGAAUUUGAGUCUUUCGGUAGAAAAUUGGAUUCAAAGUAGUAUCCUUAUGCCACGCAGUAAUGAUGGUUGCUGGGAUUACGAUUCCGACGAAAUCGUAAUUUCCACCGUUCUUCAUGGUCUGGAUCCGGAUCAGUCGUACUACGUAAAAGUUUUUGCUGUGAACGAUGCAGGAGACGGAAGCAUCACGAAACCGCUCACGAUCAACACCAAAUAUCCGUUUGAUGGUGGCUUUGUGGCUCACGAUGAAAUUGAGGGUAGAAAAGCGACUCAAAAUGACAUUUACUUUAGGCAGGGUGUUGGUAUUGCCAUAGGUAUUGGGAUAGCAUUUAUUGGCAUAUUUGCUUGUUUCGGAACGUUUAUCAUCUUUAAAUAUCUCAAACGACGGAUGUUGUCAAAUCGAAGGUUUGCUCAGAAUGGGGGAUCUGCGACCAGGCCCAAACAAGUCAACGGCCAACGCUGUCACAAUGCUCACGAAUUGCAACAGUUGGUAGAAUCUAACGGAAACGGUCAUAUUUCAAUGCUACCGACAACUAUUCUGGACACGAAGGGUGGUGCAGAAUAUCCAAAUGGUAUUUACUUGAACGGGCACGCCACGAAUUUAAGAAUUACAGAAAAUCCUCAAUACUAUAAGAAAGCUAAAAAACAGGUUGAUGAAUUGAGCACGUUACAUAGCAGUGACCGAGAGUAUGAAGAAGAUUCCAAUUCGAAUCUGCAAAAGGUGUGCCCGAUAACAAAGUCAGGAUGUGCGAAUGGCAAUGGCACACUAAAAACAAACGGUGUCGACACGAAUUACACCUUGAAUUCGACACAAUCCACAGUUUUACUAAAUGAUUCUGUUUCAUCCGCGUCAUCGCUUCGACAACCCACGCUCGAACCGAAUGGUUGAAGCACAGGGCGACUGUAAACGUAUAUAUAGAACAAUUGAAAGUGGACAGAAAGAAACAAUCAAACGUGGCGGGUCGAGCAAUUGCAGCUAUAAACGAUGAAAAAACGACUGAGCAGUAUUUCAAUGUUGAUAUUGAUAAUAAGUUAAUGAUUUGCCUCGUGCAGUAGCUUUAAACAUUUACAAGUUGUUUUGUUUCAAUUUUUAUUACGAAAACUGGUGGCUAUGGUUCUAUGUUUUGGUUAUAAGUUAACUGUUAGUUUAUUUACUAUUUUACCACACACACAAACUUGAAACUUUACCGAACUGCCAAAAAUAGUUUGCAAGAUGAAAAGAACAGCACAAACAGCUGUACAUACAAUAUUAUUAGCAUAAAAUAUCCCAGUACCUGAAUUAAGAAUUAAUUAAUGACUAUGAUAACUGGUAUUACAGCGUGUAGAUUAGUUAGGUGUUAGGCGACGAUCCAUUUAAUGUUUGUACAUACAUAAUUAUCGUAAAACACAAGACAAGGUUUGAAAAUCAUGAAAAAUGACAAGACUGGUAGGAAUGAAUUUUAUCAUCAAUACAUCGAAUAUUUCAAAUUUACAAAAACAAAACAGCACUUGGAUGAUACAUUUUACAUUUAAUGAAUGGUUAAUGUUUUGAAAAUUAUUGACAUGAAUGUUUGAUGUAACUUCUUGGAAAUGACUUCAUACUUUCGAUUCAAUUUAUUACCAUGCGACACAAACCAAUACGAAAAAACUUUCGAUAAAUUUCGGACGUGCUUGAAUUUUUAUGAAAUAUUCACACUCUUAAAACCUGUGCCUUUCUCGUACAAAAACACAACAAACAAAACUGACUUUUUUUACAACGACGAUUGUUAAGUUACCAAUUUUUUAUAGUUUGUCGCUCUCUGCUGCGCGAAAUAUUCGUUACAUUCCUCUCUCGACUUGAGGGUUGAGGGCUUAUCUGUUACCAAACUUCAGUCUUACUUAAAAGUUGCACACGUAAAGCAAAAGUACAUUCCGCACGUUAGUUUUAUCCGGUUUACCACGAUACAAAAUAUCUACCUCGAUUUUGCAACUACCCACAUACGCACGUACACACUGUCGAGAACUUUGGAACUUUCCUGUAUUUGUACAAACGAAUAAUUUUUAAGUUUUUUUAUAUAUGUAUAUUUACGUUUUAUUCUCAGGGUGUCUUAUUACCGCUAACUACUUAGUUCUUUUUAUGUUGUUGCACGAAGUGUAAACCACUAAACCAAAUCAAACAACCAGACAAAGAUCACAACAGAAGCUCCUUACAUGUUGAAUGUUUAACUAGAGUGUGUGUAUUAUAUUUGAGAGGGGAAACUGAGUUUACAAAGUUUUUAGUUCCAAUUUUUGUUAAUAUUAUUUACAAGCCGCAAACUUAUUGAACUUGAAAGAAAAAUUGUGUUUUUAUUUUAUUUGCAGUAAGAUUUUAUAUUGUAUUUGGAACCAACCUGUUAAUUAUUUAUACAAUGUAUAAUUAUAUUGUACAUAAUGCAAAAAAAGUGUAAUUGAUUGUUUUUA